Messenger RNA from Syzygium oleosum, 1113 nucleotides. Its product is annotated as caffeic acid 3-O-methyltransferase-like. Gene Ontology annotation, biological process: methylation. Gene Ontology annotation, molecular function: S-adenosylmethionine-dependent methyltransferase activity; O-methyltransferase activity; protein dimerization activity. The coding region runs from base 1 to 1113 and encodes 370 amino acids. The record is from RefSeq and is a predicted model, not a curated record. The transcript is spliced from 4 exons. NCBI's taxonomy places the organism in Eukaryota, Viridiplantae, Streptophyta, Magnoliopsida, Myrtales, Myrtaceae.
AUGUCAGAGAUCAAGAAGGGUGCGAUAUCGAGUGAGACCCCGGUGGCUCCGACCCAAGUCCCCACCGACGACGAAUCCAUUUUAUUCGCCAUGCAACUCGCUGGAGCGGUCCAGAUGCCCAUGGUCCUCAGGGCGGCUCUCGAGCUCGACCUCCUCGAGAUCAUAGCCAAGGCUGGGCCCGGAGCAUGCCUCUCUCCCCGCGAGAUCGCAUCUCAACUCCCGACCGAGAACCCGGAUGCGCCCACGAUGCUCGAUCGGAUCCUGCGACUCCUCGCGACCAACUCCAUCGUCACGUGCACCUUACGUGAACUCCCCGACGGGCGGGCCGAGAGGCUCUACGGGAUCACUCCGGUUUGCAAGUUCUUGACCAAGAACGAGGAUGGUGUUUCGAUCGCCCCUCUGUGUCUUCUGAACCAGGAUAAAGUCCUCGUUGAAAGCUGGUACCACUUGAAGGAUGCAGUUCUUGAAGGAGGAGUUCCGUUUAACAAGGCCUAUGGAAUGACGCAUUUCGAAUACCCCCCUACUGAUCCGAGAUUCAACAAACUAUUCAACAAAGCCAUGUCCGAUGCUUCGAAUAUCAUCAUGAAGAAGGUCCUUGAGACGUACAAAGGCUUCGAGGGCCUCAAGUCGGUGGUUGACGUCGGUGGCGGAACUGGCUCCUUCCUCAACAUGGUCGUCUCCAAGUACCCGUCCAUUAAGGGCAUCAACUUUGAUUUGCCUCAUGUUAUCGCGAAUGCUCCGUCCUAUCCUGGCGUAGAGCAUGUCGGAGGAGAUAUGUUCGUUAGCGUUCCUACAGGAGAUGCAAUUUUCAUGAAGUGGAUAUGUCAUGAUUGGAGCGAUGAGCAUUGCUUGAAGUUCUUGAAGAAUUGCUACAACGCGCUCCCAGAAGGCGGGAAGGUCAUAGUGGCCGACUGCCACCUUCCCGAACUCCCAGACACGAGCCUCGCGGCCAGGGUAGCCUGUCAAACCGACAUGCUCAUGAUGGCGUACUACAUGGGCGGGAAAGAGCGGACGGAGAAGGAGUUCAAGGCGUUGGCCAAGGCCGCGAGAUUCAAGGGCUUCCGCGUCGCGUGCAUCGCCUUCGAUCACAUCAUGGAAUUCCUCAAGAGUUAA